Messenger RNA from Plenodomus lingam JN3, 2445 nucleotides. RefSeq lists its product as uncharacterized. Gene Ontology annotation, biological process: protein ubiquitination. Lineage: Eukaryota; Fungi; Ascomycota; Dothideomycetes; Pleosporales; Leptosphaeriaceae. Gene Ontology annotation, molecular function: ubiquitin-protein transferase activity; RNA binding; metal ion binding. The record is from RefSeq and is a predicted model, not a curated record. Gene Ontology annotation, cellular component: CCR4-NOT complex.
AUGUCCCGGAUACAGCAAGACCAGUUCGUCGAAGAUGACGAGGAGGAGUGCUGUCCCCUCUGCGUCGAGGAGUUCGAUCUCUCGGACAGGAACUUCCGGCCAUGUCCAUGUGGCUACCAAAUAUGCCAGUUCUGCUUCAACAACAUCAAGACGACCAUGAACGGCUUGUGUCCUGCCUGUCGCCGGCCCUACGACGAGUCGACGAUCGAGUGGAAGACAAUCUCUCCGGAAGAGAUGGCCAAGCACAAGCAACAGAUUGCGCAAAAGGCUAAGAAGAAUGCCCAGAUGCGGCAGAAGGAGGCACAGAAGGCGGAAGCCGACUCGCUCAGCCGCAAGCAUCUCGCCGGUCUGCGCGUCGUCCAGAAAAACCUCGUGUACGUCACCGGCCUGACGCCGACCAUUCGCGAAGACCGCCUCCUCGAUACACUCCGCGGCGAUGAUUACUUUGGUCAAUAUGGGAAAAUUAUCAAAAUUGUCGUCAGCAAAGCCAGAGAAAAUGCAAAUCACCAGCAGUCGGUCGGUGUCUAUGUAACAUUCGCCCGCAAGCAGGACGCUGAAGCGUGUAUAAAUGCCGUCGACGGUUCUCAGAACGGCGACCGCACCUUACGAGCACAGUAUGGCACCACCAAAUACUGCUCAGCUUAUCUCCGUGGCGAGCAAUGCAACAAUCGUAAUUGCAUGUUCCUCCAUGAGCCGGGCGAGGACAACGACAGCUUCACGCGCCAAGACUUAUCCAUGAUGAACUCGAUUCAGACCCAACAACCAUCGCAGUCGUCGACCUCCCGCGCCGCACCCCCGGCUCACCACGGUCCACCUGUUGCAGCUGCCACGCCCAUGAAUCGACAAAAUAGCAACGAUACUUCGAACUCGUCGCAGGAUGCACCUGGCCUCCCGGCGACCGCGAACUGGGGAAGCAAGGCGAUUCUCGAACGCCGCGGAAGUCGUUCUACGAUUGCUUCGAAUCACCCGAGCCCCAUGGUCACGAACGCCGUCCCUGCUCAACCGCCUAAGCCCCCAAAAGCAGAGGAGCCCCCGAAGAAAAAGGGCAAAGAAAAGGAAAAACCCAAGGAAAAGCCGGCUGAAGUUUCGAAACCUGAAACUCCGCAGCCUAGUCCAGCUCCUGCUGCAAAACCCUCCAAACCUCGCGACAACAGGUUCCCAAAUCUGCUUGACAUCAUCUGUUCGCCUGAUUUCAAGUUUAUGUUCUCCCGCGCGGUCUUAACUGAUGACGAGUUCAAAGCCAUCACUGAAUACCCGCAACUCAUCGAUCCGAGCGGAGGUGCGAAACAUCGCGCCACACGGGAGAAAGAAGAGAGACUGGCUUUGCAACGAGAGGCCGAGGCCGAGCAGCUCAAGGCCGCAACACAGCAAGCACCGACAAAUGAACACGAAGACACUGAGGCGACGGUUGGAGGUAGUUUGCAGUUGGGAGGAGAGCCCGAAGACGGACCAGAACCGCCUGCAAAUCACACAAAUCAACACCAAGUUGCAGCUUCAGGUCAGCAAGCCUUCGGUGCCGGCUUAUUUGGCCAGAACAACUCUUUGACCGAAGACUUCAGUACGCUAGGCUUGAGCAAUCGGAACUUGACGCCACAGCAACAGCAGCAGUUGCUUCUGUCCAAUUUCAAAUCAGGCACACAGACAACAGGAUUGCUUUCCAACAUUCCAAACGCACAUGCACAGCAGCAGCAGCAACAGCAACAACAGCAGCAGCAGCACGGGCUGAUUGCUAAUACUACAUCAGGGCAUGCACGACAUACUUCAAGAUUCAGCUUUGCGAAUGACAGCUCGUCUGCCUCAGCAAAUGUGCAGCCCGUUGCGAACCAAAAGCUGAUGAACCAACAAAAUUCGAUGAUGCCGAAGAAUGGAGGCCACUUCAAUCAAAUGUCACAACAUCAACCUUUGGGCAAUCAAUUCUUUACCAACGUUCAGGGACCACCUCCUGGUCUGAAGCCUUCCGGCACGCCACCUGUCAGCGGAACCGGUAUGUUUGGCCAGGGGCAUGGAUUCGCUACUGGUGGUCUGGGCUAUGGCGCAAACGUCGGUGGUAGGAACAACAAUGCUGCCAUGUACCAGGAUAUGCUCCAAAACAGGAACCUGGAUGGCGGUGCUAAGCGUGAGUCAAUGUUCCCUUCUUUUCUUAAUCAACAUUCCCAGUCAUCCACACCUGCCCCUGCCCCCGGCCUCUUGAACUUUCCUUACGGACCUUCGCCUGGUGCUUAUCAGGAAUCUGGUUCGCAGAAGUCUAAGAAAAAGGGCAAGAAGCAUAGACACGCCAACACCUCUUCCUCUGGAGGAGGUGGCUUGGCUGAUGUCCAAGACCCGAGUAUCUUACAGGCGAGGAUGCAUCAAGGCAUGGCCGGGCAAGGCAUGUAUGGCCAGGGUCAGGGUGGCUUUGCAUCAAUAUAUUCAAACAACAACUACGGUGGCGCCGGACGAUGGUAG